This is a messenger RNA of Manihot esculenta (cassava), 3527 nucleotides long. Its product is annotated as receptor like protein 21. Gene Ontology annotation, molecular function: protein binding. NCBI's taxonomy places the organism in Eukaryota, Viridiplantae, Streptophyta, Magnoliopsida, Malpighiales, Euphorbiaceae. The coding region runs from base 21 to 3527 and encodes 1168 amino acids. The record is from RefSeq and is a predicted model, not a curated record. The transcript is spliced from 11 exons.
GGAGACUAAUAGAGUUAUGAAUGAAUAUAAAUAAGGGGAAGGAGUGGUGGAUGGGAGCAUCGCAUUUCCAAAUGGAGUUGGCUAACAUAGCAAAGUGCUUAUUGUUGGGUGUUGUGAUUCUGUGGAUUCAAAUCCAUGGAAACAAAGGUUGCUUUGAAGAAGAGAGAUUGGCUCUCUUAGAUUUCAAGGCAUUUGUUGGAUCAAAUGGGCUCGACGCAGACCAUCUUUUGCCUUCAUGGAUUGAUGAUCCAACCAGCAAUUGUUGUGAAUGGGAGCGUGUCAUGUGCAACUCAACCACCGGUCACGUGACUAAACUCUCGCUCAACAAUACACGACAAUAUGAUAUAGAGAGUGGAUCAUUUUAUACUGAUGAAAAUACUUGGUAUGUAAACUUGUCAAUGUUCCAGCAGCUGAAAGAGCUCAAAACUCUUGAUUUAUCGUACAAUCAUUUCGAUUGUUCCAUUGAUGACCAAGGUAAUAUACUAUACUCUUCUAAUUUUAUUUUUAUUCACGUUUCUAUUUAUUUUCUAAAUAUAAAAAUAUUUAAAUAUAGCUUUCAAAGAUUAGAGGAGUUGGACAUUAGUGGGAAUAGUUUCAAUAAUAGCAUUUUAUUAUCAUUGGCUGCGCUUCCAUCACUCAACACUUUAAUUUUCGCUUCCAAUUACAUGGAAGGUUCAUUUCCUAAUCAAGGUUUUAAAAGAUUGGAGAAGUUAGACAUUAGUUGGAAUAGAUUCAAUAAAAGCAUAUUAUCAUCAUUGGGAGCUCUUACAUCACUCAACACUUUAAUUCUUAGGAACAUGUAUAAUAUGAAUGGUUCAUUUACAAUGAAUGGUUCAUUCCCUAUCCAAGAAUUAAAGAAUUUGAAGAAUUUAACAUUAUUGGAUAUAAGUGUUAACCGUUUCAAUGGCACCCUAUCAUUUAAAGAAUUGAAGAACUUGAAGAAUUUAACAUUCUUGGAUAUAAGUGAUAAUCGUUUCAACGGCAUCCUAUCAUUUAAAGAAUUAAGUAAUCUGAAAAAUUUGAAAACGCUGGAUGUGAGUUAUAAUCAAUUCAACAGCUUCCACUCAGCGGCAGAAUUAAAGAAUUUGAAGAAUUUAACAUUCUUGGAUAUAAGUGGUAACAAUUUCAAUGGCACCCUAUCAUUUAAAGAAUUAAGUAAUCUGAAAAAUUUGAAAACGCUGAAUGUGAGUCAUAAUCAAUUCAACAGCUUCCACUCAGCGGCAGAAUUAAAGAAUUUGAAGAAUUUAACAUUUUUGGAUAUAAGUCGUAACAAUUUCAAUGGCACCCUAUCAUUUAAAGAGUUUUCAACUUUCAAAAGGUUAGAGAUUUUAAAUUUGGAGGACAAUGCUUUCACUGGAUGUAUUCCGGAAGAUACGUGGGCUCCACCUUCUCUGAAAGUAUUAUAUUUAUAUGGUAACAAAUUCAGUGGCUCUUUACCAAAGCAAAGUUUGUGUGGUUUAAAAGAUCUUCAAUAUUUAGAUCUCAGACAUAAUGAAUUUGGAGGCACUCUUCCUCAAUGCCUUGGCAAUUUGACAUCUCUCACAUUCCUAGGUCUGUCUGAGAACCACUUAACAGGGCGUCUUCCUUCAUUUUGGCCACCUAUGCUCCAAUCUCUUGAUCUUAGCUAUAAUCAUCUCCAGGGCAUAUUCUCUUUCAAUUAUUCUAGCCUUGAGGUGAUUGGUUUAAGUGGCAACAAAAUUACGUUUGAGAAUGGUUGGAUUCCAUCAUUUCAAUUAAGAGAUCUUAUAAUGCAAGAUUGUGGUCUCGAAAGUAUUCCUGAGUUUCUGUUUCACCAAUUCAAAUUGGAAUUACUUGACCUUUCUCACAACAAUUUAAAAGGAAGAUUUCCUUAUUGGUUACUUCAAAACAAUGGAGGACUUGAGAUCCUAAAUCUCAUGAAUAAUUCUUUCAAUGGCCAGCUUGAAAUUGGGGCAAAGAUGCUUCCGAGCAUGACAUAUCUUAAUUUAGCCAGAAAUCAUUUUGAAGGUGAUCUUUUUUCUGCUGGCGAUGACUGUAAAUUGGUCGCUUUAGAUUUGUCUCAUAACAACUUUUCAGGGGAAGUUCCAGAGAGACUGCUUUCAAAUUGCAUUUCCUUGAGCUAUUUGAGGUUAUCUCAUAAUAAUUUUCAUGGUCAGAUAGCAUUGUUUAACUUGACUCGAAUUGCUGAUUUGCAAUUGAAUGACAACCAAUUCGAAGGAACCCUAUCAAGUUUACUCACCAAUUUUAGUCAUCAAAGCUAUGGCCCAGAGGUGUUACAUUUGAGCAACAAUCGAUUGCACGGUGAGAUUCCACACUGGAUAGGUAACAUCACAGGGUUGGAAUAUCUCAACUUGCGCGAUAAUCUUUUUCAAGGUCAGAUUCCAUGCCAACUUCUUUCAACAAGAAUAGAGUAUCUAGACCUUUCUUAUAAUUCUUUUUCUGGGUUGUUACCUUCUUGCUUCAAUGGAAAUUCUUUGCAACAAAUAAAUUUGCAAGGUAAUAGAUUCAGUGGUUCAAUACCUCAAGCUUUGCUUAAUAUCUCAACACUGAACUCAUUAGACUUAAGCGACAAUGAGUUGUCGGGCACUGUUAUUAAUAAAUCUGGAGAGAAUUUAAGUGGUUUACGAGUUCUUUUAUUACGCGGAAAUCAUUUCAGUGGCUUCAUUCCAAAUUGGUUGUGUCAUCUGAAUGAUGUCAACUUAUUGGAUCUCUCAAGAAAUUCCUUUUCUGGAUCUAUACCCCACUGCUUAUAUAAUCUCUCAUUUGCAAGGGAAGGAGAAGGACCUCUCUAUGGUCCAUUCAGUGAUGAACUUUUUGGAUGGGUGAUAGAAGAUAGGGGUAGCAGCAAAACUCACUUAGCUAACACAAUUCUUUUUGAGGCUGAGGUUGAUGAAGAAAGUGAGUUCGUUACAAAAUAUAGAGCUGACACAUAUAAGAAUAAGGCUCUUAACUACAUGUCUGGAUUAGAUUUAUCCGAUAAUAACUUAACGGGUGAAAUUCCAUAUGAACUUGGAGUGCUAUCUCAUAUUCAUGCAUUAAACCUAUCACACAAUCAAUUGACAGGAUCUAUUCCGAAAUCUUUUUCAAAUUUAUCCCAAAUAGAAAGCUUGGAUCUCUCUUACAACAUUUUAACCGGACAAAUUCCAAUAGAGUUGAUCGAUCUAAACUUUCUAGAGGCAUUUAGCGUGGCUCACAACAAUUUAUCAGGCAGAAUUCCAGACAUGAAAGAACAGUUCAGUACAUUUGAUAGUAAAAGUUAUGAAGGGAACCCAUUUCUUUGUGGAACUCAAGUGAGAAGAAAAUGCCACGAUGAUAAUGAUGAACUAUUUCCAUCACAAAUGGAGUCACCACAAGAAACAAGUGGGAAAUGGUGUGAAAUUGAUCGCGAGAUUUUCCUUAUAAGUUUUUCAGUAACUUUUAUAAUAUUCUUUUUGUCUGUCAUCACCAUUCUAUAUCUCAAUUCUUAUUGGCAACAGAAAUUGAUCUAUUAUACUAGACAAUAUCUAUUUUCAUAUUAUUACUUUUUGUAUGAUAAUUUAAUGAAGUGA